CCGUUAUGCGCUCUGUUAUUCUCUCCAUGGAUCACAAUUUGUCCAGUUACGGUUAGUGUUUGUCUAAAGUGUGCCGUGCGUAGGGAACCAUUCGAGAUGUUGCCCAUCUUGUUAAGCAGUUUUUUUGUUCUGGUCGCCCUUCGGCCGAUGGGCGGUGUGUACGCACAGACGACCGAGUACAGCCUAACGUUCAACGAGGCGUCAACCGUUGUCAACGUAAACCUGCAGACACGUGAACUGCGCGUCGUACAGUCCUCCGGCCAGGUGGUGCAGCAGAUUCGGCUCAGCGCUAACCUGGAUCCGGCGGCCGUCUACACAGAAACGGCCGCCGGGUUUACGCUCACGAAUGCCGCAACGGACGGUACCGUACUGGAGCUGGCGAGGGAAGUGGACACGACCGCUUACUCACAGUUUGCCGUGAUACGCAAUGAGGUGCCCAGCAGCGUCACCAACGUCGACUGUGUCAAUCUGCUCGCCACAAAUUGGUACGGUGGACCGCAGCAAAAGCACCAAUACUGGCCGGUACAGAAGCUGCGGUUCAACCGGUACAGCAUGCUUUCGAAGGAGGCGAACAACAGUGCGGUAGGCGAUCGGUACUGGUUGAAUGCGUACGGCUCGUUCCUGUACGUCGACCCUUGGACGCCGCUGUUUGUCGACCAGAACUAUGGCCAGCCGGGCUUUAUGUGCUUCGAGACACGAGCCGCCCUGCCGUACGACACGCACGGGACCAGCUACGACGUGCGCUACACGAUCGGCGUGGCUGCGGAUGCCCGAGCUGCGCACAUGGGUGCGAUCGAACGCAUCCUGGGCAAACCUACGGGGCAUCCCGCGGAAUCGAUGGUAAUGGAACCGAUCUGGUCCACCUGGGCCCGGUACAAGCGCGACAUUAACGAUGCGAUCGUGCGCCAGUUUGCCGGCGAGAUCGUUUCGAACGGAUUCCGUGGCCAGUACGAGCUGGACGAUGAUUGGGAGUGGUGCUACGGGGCGCUCACAUUCAACCAAACGAAGUUCCCGAACAUUCGCAACACGAUCACCGCGAUCCGGCAGCUCGGGUUCGCACGGACCACGCUCUGGAUUCAUCCGUUUAUCAACAAGGGGUGCGAACCGUGGUACUCCGAGGCACGGCGGCGCGGCUACCUGGUGGCGGAUCAUACCGGCAACACGGACACCGAAUGGUGGAACUCGGUGCGCGGUCAGGCGGCUUACGUGGACUUUAGCAAGGCGGAAGUUCGCGAAUGGUUCAGCGCCCGGCUGCAAGCCAUACUGGAUGAGUCCGGCAUCGAUAGUUUCAAGUUUGACGCUGGCGAGAGCAGCUGGACACCGCCGGACCCGCUGCUAAAUGGGCCCGCGAACCUUAGGCCCAGCCAGAUCGUCGGUGAUUAUCUGCGCACGGUCGCACGGUUCGGCGAUCUGGUCGAAGUACGGUCCGCCCUCGGCACGCAGGAUCUGCCCGUGUUUGUGCGCAUGAUUGACAAAGACUCCAACUGGGGAUGGAACAAUGGACUGCCGACGCUGAUCACCACACUGCUGCAGCUGAAUAUGGUCGGCUACCCGCUCGUGCUGCCGGACAUGGUCGGUGGCAACGGAUACGACGACAGCCCACCGUCGAAGGAAAUGUUCAUCCGCUGGCUGCAGGCGAACGUGUUCAUGCCGAGCAUUCAGUACUCGUUCGUACCGUGGGACUUUGACGCUGAAACCGUCCAGAUAGCGCUGGCGAUGACCGAACUGCACCGACGGAUGGCACCGGCCAUCAUGGAGCGUUUUGCACUGGCCGUGUCCGACGGGUUGCCCGUAAACCCGCCGCUCUGGUGGGUCGAUCCGAGCGACCAAACUGCCCAACAAAUCUACGAUCAAUAUCUGCUCGGUGACGACAUCAUUGCUGCACCGGUUACUGUGGAAAAUGCUCGAGCUCGUGACAUUUAUCUGCCCCGCGGCUCAUGGACAGAUGGCAACAGUGGCGAACUGCACACUGGUCCGAAAUGGUUGCGAAACUAUCCGGUACCAUUGGCCAUGGUACCAUACUUUACCCGCAAGGUGUAGUGAGAGGUUUUAGGUCCUGGCGGCGUGGUAUGGAUGUGUUUGAAUGUGUCACUUAGAGGAUUGAUGCGCGAUAAGUAACGAUCUAUAACCUUAAAGUAACUAAACAAAUAUGUUUGUUAAGAUUA
Anopheles coluzzii is the source of this 2165-nucleotide messenger RNA. It is a transcript of the gene tobi, whose product is annotated as myogenesis-regulating glycosidase. The transcript is spliced from 2 exons. Lineage: Eukaryota; Metazoa; Arthropoda; Insecta; Diptera; Culicidae. Gene Ontology annotation, molecular function: hydrolase activity, hydrolyzing O-glycosyl compounds. Gene Ontology annotation, biological process: carbohydrate metabolic process. The record is from RefSeq and is a predicted model, not a curated record. Bases 97 to 2040 code for a protein of 647 amino acids.